AUGAAUGGGAGGAACAUCCAUGAAAACACAGCUUUGGCAUCUGAGUUGAUCAAUGAGAUUAGCACGGAAAGAAAAUAUGGAAAUGUUGGUCUCAAACUCGAUAUUGCACAAGCUUUUGAUACGGUGAGUUUGGAAUUUAUCAUUGAAGUUUUUAAGCAUUAUGGUUUCUCUGAAAAUUGGUGUUCUUGGAUCCUUAGUAUUCUCAAUUCAGCUCGGAUUUCUGUGUUGAUUAAUGGUAGCCCAGAAGGUUUCUUUAGCAUCUCUAGAGAUGUUUUAAGUCGCAAUCUCUCUAAAUUGUUUGCAAGGCGAAGUAUGCACUCUAUUUUUAGCAAGAAAGGUGUGGCUCCUACUCACCUUUUAUUUGUGGAUGAUAUUCUUAUCUUCUGCAGAGGUAAUCUCCAGAGUUUGCAAAAUCUGAAGAAUAUGCUGGGCAUGUAUCAACGUGCAUCUGGCCAGUACGUAAGUUAUGCAAAGAGCAAGUUUUAUUAUGGUGGCGGCACUGGUUCCCGUGCUAUUGCAAUUACUAAUUACAUGGGUAUGGAAAGAGCUACUUUUCCAGAUAAGUAUUUGGGAAUCCAAUUGAAGCCUGGAAUUGUGCGUCACAUUCAUGUUCGCAAAGUGGUGGAGAAAAUUAUGGACAAGUUAGCUGGUUGGAAGGGUAAGCUUCUUUCCUUUCAAGCAAGGCUUGUUUUGAUUAGAUCAAUUAUUUCUAACUAUGUGCUUCAUUCCAUGGCCAUUUAUAAGUGGCCGUGUACGGUUAUUAAGCAAGUUGAGAGGGCCAUUAGGAAUUUUUUAUGGUCAGGUGAUGCUGAAAAACCUGUGGAUCUCUAUUCGGGAUUCAAACAAGAUUUGGGCAAGAUUCUUGCGGGCAAAAUACUUCAAAUUGAAUGGCAUUUUGAUUGA
This is a messenger RNA of Papaver somniferum (opium poppy), 903 nucleotides long. RefSeq lists its product as uncharacterized. Bases 1 to 903 code for a protein of 300 amino acids. The record is from RefSeq and is a predicted model, not a curated record. NCBI's taxonomy places the organism in Eukaryota, Viridiplantae, Streptophyta, Magnoliopsida, Ranunculales, Papaveraceae. The transcript has 3 exons.